Messenger RNA from Danio rerio (zebrafish), 2297 nucleotides. It is a transcript of the gene tbxas1, whose product is annotated as thromboxane A synthase 1 (platelet). Gene Ontology annotation, molecular function: thromboxane-A synthase activity; oxidoreductase activity, acting on paired donors, with incorporation or reduction of molecular oxygen, reduced flavin or flavoprotein as one donor, and incorporation of one atom of oxygen; oxidoreductase activity, acting on paired donors, with incorporation or reduction of molecular oxygen. NCBI's taxonomy places the organism in Eukaryota, Metazoa, Chordata, Actinopteri, Cypriniformes, Danionidae. Gene Ontology annotation, cellular component: endoplasmic reticulum membrane. The record is from RefSeq and is marked validated.
CCAGAACGCCUCUGUGUCAUCGCAAGCGGUUGUUGUCAAACACGGGGAAGAAAACGGUGAGAUUGACAGAUCCCAUCAUGCAGCUGUUAGUGGACGGUCUGAAGUGGUUUGGGGUCGAGGCGAGUGGACUCUCACUGACCGUGUGCCUUUUUCUGCUCUCCCUCAGCCUCCUUUACUGGUACUCUAUCUCCCCGUUCUCCAAUCUGGAACGAUGUGGCAUCAAACACCCAAAGCCCUUGCCAUUUAUUGGGAACCUGAUGAUGUUCCGAAACGGUUUCUUUAAGUCUCAAGCUGACCUCAUAAACAAGUACGGACGAAUUUGUGGUUAUUAUAUAGGCCGGCGGUCUACAGUGAUCAUAGCGGACCCGGAUAUGCUUAGACAGGUGAUGGUGAAGGAAUUCAAUAAGUUCCCCAACAGAAUGACAGCCAGAGGCAUCACUAAACCUAUGAGCGACAGUCUGAUCAUGCUGAAGGGUGAACAAUGGAAACGAGUGCGCAGCAUACUCACGCCAACCUUCAGUGCUGCCAAGAUGAAAGAGAUGGUUCCCCUGAUCAACACAGCCACAGAAACAUUACUGAGAAACCUGAAGAGCCACGCUGAGUCUGAAAACAGCUUUAACAUCCACAAGUGUUUCGGCUGCUUCACUAUGGAUGUGAUUGCCAGUGUCGCGUUUGGUACGCAGGUGGAUUCUCAGAAUAAUCCAGAUGACCCUUUUGUUCACCAAGCAUCCAAGUUUUUCGCCUUCUCCUUCUUCAGACCCAUAAUGAUUUUCUUCAUGGCGUUCCCGUUUCUCCUUCGGCUUCUUGCUGGCCUUCUUCCUAAUAAAUCCAGGGAUGAGAUGAAUAGCUUUUUUACACAAUGUAUUCAGAAGAUGAUUAAACAGAGGGAUGAUCUUUCUCCAGAACAGCGGCGGAAAGACUUUCUGCAGCUGAUGUUGGAUGUCAGGACCAACAAAAAGUUUUUGUCUGUGGAGCAUUUUGAUGUGGUCAACGACGCCGACGAGGAGGCCUAUGAUGGACAUGAAAACAGCCCUGCUAAUGAAUCCACCAAGCGCAGCCAACAGAAGAGAAUGAUGACGGAGGAUGAGAUUGUCGGUCAGUCCUUCAUCUUCCUGGUGGCUGGCUAUGAGACAAGCAGCAACACGCUAGCAUUCACAUGCUACCUGUUAGCAGUUCAUCCAGAGUGUCAGAAGAAACUACAGGAGGAAGUUGAUGAAUUCUUCAGCAGACACGAGACGGUGGAUUAUGCCAAUGUCCAGGAGCUGAAGUAUUUAGACAUGGUCAUCUGUGAGUCGCUCAGACUUUACCCUCCUGCAUUCAGAGUUGCUCGAGAUGUUGAGGAAGACACUGUGUUAAACGGUCAGUUUCUGCCCAAAGGAGCAUCUCUGGAAAUCCCUACAGGAUUCCUUCACUAUGAUCCAGAGCACUGGACUGAACCCACCAAGUUCAUCCCAGAGAGGUUCACUCCAGAAGCCAAGGCCAGGCGUCACCCGUUUGUGUAUCUGCCGUUUGGAGCGGGGCCACGCAGCUGUGUGGGCAUGAGACUGGCCCAGCUGGAGAUUAAAGUGGCUCUGGUUCACAUAUUCAGGAGGUUUAACGUCCUGGCCUGCGAGGACACUGAGAUUCCUCUGGAGUUAAAGUCUCACACCACCCUCGGGCCCAAAAACGGUGUUAUGGUCAAAAUCACAGAGAGGGAGAACUUGGAGGAUGCGUCCUGAUAAGAGUUGCAGUUCUUGGAAUGUUCUUCUAAGUUUUUCAAAUGAUGUAAAACUGAUCGCACUUAUAUUCUGGAAUCAUCUGACUAAAUCUAAUGUAAAUCUGUGCUGCUCAUUUGACUGAAAUCUAAUUCAGCAUUAACUGUGAAUUUGUUAAAGCAUAUGUAUAACCUCAGAUCAGCAACAUACUGUAUACAUGACCCAGUUAUUUUUGGAAAAUUGAGAUCUAUUUGAAAAUGUGGAAGGAAUAAACUGAGGGAUGAAAAUCUCAAUUUAAAUAUUAAGAAAAUCACCUUCCAAUAUGACCAAAUUAAGUUCUAUUUACUAUAGGAAAAACAACAUUAUUACAACAUUAAUACAACAUGAUGUUUUCUCAAUAUUCAAAUGAUAUUUAGCUAAAGAGAAUAUUGUGACUCAUACAAGGUCUUGCACACAAAUAAUCAGAUGAUUACCUUAAAAUGUGACAUAUAUAUAAAUACAUUCUGUACAAUCAAAUGGAAGAUGAUCAGUUUUGAUUGAUACUGUAUAAUAUUUCAUAAGAAGUUCAUUCUGUUUGCAUAAAUGAUUUGCAUCCUGCCUUAA